AUGAAAACUAAUCGUGUAUGUGAAUUAUCUGUAAUAGAUCGAUACCCAACAACCAUUGCAGCACAAGUUUUAGUGCUUUAUGGUGAGUGGACUAUCGAUGAUGAUGACUUUUUAAGGAACUAUUUGAUGGCGCCAGAAGAAUAUAGGGGGUUAGUCAAUAUCAAUGUUCUUGAAAUGUAUGUUGAAAGGAUACCUCACAGUCGUCAGGAAGCCCCUCAAGUCCAGCCUACUCAAGAAGAGUUCGAUGAUGGUGAUGAUGAUGAGGUUGAUGUUAAUCCCCGUAUGCAGGAACUACAAUUAGCAGAAAUGAUGCAAAGUCAGCCAAACCAGCAAGAACCGAUGGCCAAAAGCCCAAUUCACCAACAAGAACCGAUGGCUGAAAGCCCAAUGCAGUGGCAUUCUGACGUGAUUCCAUAUCUUGACAAUCUUCAAGGUUGUCCUGAUGCCUUCGUCUACACCAAAGAAAAUGAUCCAAUUCGCCAUAAAUUGUGGAAAGAACGGGUCGAUCUUUUGCCGAGGUAUAUAGCAGCUCUACAGAAAUUCAAUCCUGGUACUAUUGUAGAGUGGAAGCUCAUUGCCGGUAAUAUUUUCAAUUUUGUGUUUUGGACAUUCAAAUCACGCAUUGAUGGUUUUGUUCAUUGUUGGCCAGUUAUAUCAAUAGAUGGCACACAUAUGUAUCGGGUAUACGACAUCAAGUUACUGAUUGCAGUAGGGAUGGAUGCCAAUGGGUCGAUAUUCCUUCUUGCUUUUGCUAUUGCUACUAACGAAAGUAAUGGCAUAUGGGGGAUGUUUUUGACACAUUUGAGGCGAUAUGUUAUAAAGGAUCGUAUGAGCAUAUGCGUGCUAUCUGAUCAACAUCAAGCGAUAUUACAUAGUAUGACUAAUUUGCCGGGGUGGCAGCCUCUAUUUGCUUACCAUCGCUUUUGUUUAAGGCACACAAAAGCAAAUUUCCAAACAAAAUUUGAAAACAGCACACUAAACAAAUUGAUGUGGGUGGCUGCAAUGGAGCAUCAACAAAAAAAGUUUCUUAUACGGAUGGAGAUGAUCAAGACAGUGAAUCCAAUAGCAUAUAAUUGGUUGAAAGAUAUCGAGGCUGAGAAAUGGACAUUACAUGCGGAUGGAGGUAGGAGAUGGGGGAUGCUAAUAACAAACAACUCGGAGUCAUUCAAUGGUUUGCUAAAAUCUGCUCGAGGACUGCCUAUUAUUGCAAGAAUGACUUUUAAGCCAGUUGUGGAGCGGUUUGCCACUAAAACAAGACAUGCCAAAACCAUAUUAGCAGAUGGUGCGAAAUUGAUGCCAAAACCUGCACAAAUGUUCGAGCAUUAUAGGAAAAAAUGUGAGCUACACCAGAUGGAAGAGUAUAACUAUGUUGAAUGUGUGUAUGAAGUCCAGACAGGUUAUUACCAAGGCCGGGGAGGGAACCUUCAUACCUUUUAUGAGAGAAUAAGAACGUGUAGUUGUGGUAAGUGGCAAUCAUACCACGUGUCGUGUUCUCAUGCCAUCAAAUGUUUUGAGGCAAUGAGAAAAAGGGUAUCCACUUAUGUGGCAUCUGAAUACAACGUUGAAAAUUAUCUUAAAGCAUAUGCCGGAGGUUUCUACCCACUUGGUGAUCAAUCUUAUUGGCCAAACGAGCCAUUUUCAAUGAUUGCUAACAAGGAGUAA
Lycium barbarum (goji berry) is the source of this 1662-nucleotide messenger RNA. RefSeq lists its product as uncharacterized. The record is from RefSeq and is a predicted model, not a curated record. The coding region runs from base 1 to 1662 and encodes 553 amino acids. Gene Ontology annotation, molecular function: zinc ion binding. The transcript is spliced from 3 exons. NCBI's taxonomy places the organism in Eukaryota, Viridiplantae, Streptophyta, Magnoliopsida, Solanales, Solanaceae.